AUGUGGGAAUCUUUGAAGAAGUCCAGGCUGUAUAUCAACGCAGGUGUUGUGGGUCGGACUGUCCUGGGCGCGAGCGAGGAGGACGUUAAAUUGACGUUUGAAGUAAACAUGUUGGGCGUCAUGUGGUGUCUUAAGACCUUUUUGCCUACUAUGAUCACAGCCAACCACGGUCACGUUCUCAUUACCUCGUCGGCUACAGCUUUCGUCACUGUUGCUGGCGCGGUGGACUACAGCGCCAGUAAAGCAGCUGUCACUUCUAUCCACGAGGGCAUCCAGACGGAACUGAAGCACAAGCAUGGCAAUCCGACUGUGCAAUCGAGCGCCAUAUUUCCUGCUACAAUCACCACUAAAAUGUUCGAGGGGAUCAAAGGCGGAGGCGGAUUCUUUCUUCCCGUUCUCAGCCCAGAUGCAGUAGCAGAGAGAAUGCUGAGCAUUCUCGUUAAGGGAGAGAGUGAGAUAGCGAUGAUGCCAGCCAUGUCGAAUGUCAACCCAUGGAUACGGUGUCUCCCUGUCUGGAUGCGUGUAGGUGCACAAGACGCAGGAGCUUCUUCCAUGGAUCAUCUUGCAGUUGCCAAAAGAUAG
Molecule: messenger RNA, 582 nt
Organism: Rhinocladiella mackenziei CBS 650.93
Lineage: Eukaryota; Fungi; Ascomycota; Eurotiomycetes; Chaetothyriales; Herpotrichiellaceae
Exons: 2
Coding region: 1-582 (193 amino acids)
Molecular function (GO): oxidoreductase activity, acting on the CH-OH group of donors, NAD or NADP as acceptor
Source: RefSeq, a predicted model, not a curated record